Messenger RNA from Paramecium sonneborni, 906 nucleotides. Lineage: Eukaryota; Ciliophora; Oligohymenophorea; Peniculida; Parameciidae. The record is from the annotation of a GenBank genome assembly.
AUGUUGUUGUUGUUUUGCUUUUAAUAAAGAUUGCUCAUUUGUUGCAGUUGGAUGUUAAAAAUAAAUAAUUAUAUAUUAAUUUAAAUAAAGAAUCUAAUAAUAAAUUCAAGUAUUAGAUCAACAUAAAGGUUCUGUACUUACAUUAAAUUUUAUGAAAAAAUCCAAUUAUUUGAUAUCUGGAGGUUACGAUAAAAUAUUAUAAUUUGGUCAAUUAAUAACAACAAUUAAUGGGUUUGUUCAUAAACUAUUCAAGAACAUAAUAAUCGUAUUAAUUGUUUAAUUAUCAAUAAUAAUGAAGAUCUGUUUAUAUCUGGCAGUGAUGAUAAGACUAUUAAGUUUUGGAUUAAGAAAAAUUAAUGGAUCUGUUUAUAAACAAUCACAGAUCAUCAAUCAGAGGUUUAUUCAUUAAGUUUAAAUGAAUAAUAAAAUUAAGUUAUUUCUUGUGGAGUAGAUAACUUAAUAUUAAUAAUUGAAUAUUCAGAAUUAAAUAGAAAUUGGAUUGUGAUUUAAAAAAUUAAUGUUGAUUGCUAUGGAAUUAGAUUAUGCUUUAUUGAUGAUAAUCUAUUUACAUUUAAACCUUAUAAUGGCAAUUUAAUGUAUGUUUAUGAGAAGAAUAGUGUAAGUAAAUAAUUCACUAAAACCAAAGAUAUUAUUGUUAAUUAAGGUAAUGAUUAUAAUAUAUUAUUUCCAUAAUAAUAUAUUAAAUAAAAAUAAUUAUUAGUGAAUCGACAUAAUGAAUAUGUUAAUUUUAUAAGAAAGAGAGAAAAUGGAGAAUUUAAACUUGAAUAAUCAAUAGAAUUUAAUACAAAUUUAAUAUUUGGAUCAUUAAGUGAUGAUGGAGACUAUUUCAUAACAUGGGAUGAAUCAUCAAAAGAAAUAUAAAUUAGAAAAUACACAGAAGAAUGA